AUGUGCCCAAAGUCCCACAGGAAAAGGAAAACAACCAUCAGUGGAACCAAGAAGAAACCCAGCAAUGGAACGUCCGCCAGGGACUCCGAGGACGACGAGGAGAAAGAACAACGGGUAGACUUGGAGCUCAUUGAGGAGCUUCCUCCUAACUCCCCACCCGACGCCGUCCUGGCCAACUCCCUCGUUGCUGUGGCCAACCUCAGGCUCUGUCCCAGCCUGUCACCCAGAUCCUGCAGCCAGCCCAGCUCAGGGAGCAGUGGGGACAGGUCAUCUCAUCCUGUCAAACCAAGCAACAUGGGUCCCAUUGAGGCUCAGAUGGAAGAGCCCAUGCACCUCCUGGAGGACGGCCCUGCUCACGCCGCCCGCGGAAAGCCCCCGCUUGGCACCGCUGCCUCGCCCUGGUCCCUCCCCCGGGGCGGAGGCGGCUGCCAGGAUAUCUCCGCCGGCCCCGGGAGUCCCGCACUCGCUGCCGCGCGACGGGACGGGAGGAUGCGCUGCGCCUUGCUCCUCCUCCGCCUGCUGGGCGGCUUCCCUGAGCUGUUGGCUGCUGCCGCCCGGGAUGCAGUUGGCUGUGGAGUCCCAACGAGGUUAAGCUUUGCUGAGCUGAGGAAUGAGUAUAAAAAUCAGAAUUACUUUCCCGUUUGGAAUAUUGCAAAAUACACUUGUCGGCCUGGAUAUGGAAGAGACCCACAGCUACAACCCACUAUUACAUGCCUUGAAAAUGGAAGGUGGUCAGAAGCAUUCGAGUUCUGUAAAAAGAAAUCGUGUGGUCAUCCCGGAGAGCCGGAGAAUGGCAGAGUUAUUAUAACAGAUGUCCUGUUUGGGUCAACCGUCAACUUCACCUGUGAAGAAGGGCACCGGUUGAUUGGACAGCCUUACAGACGAUGUGAGAUUUCUGGCCUGCGUGUUGCAUGGACUGGUGAAGUUCCCAUUUGUGAGCGUAUUCCGUGUCUUCCACCUCCUGACAUUCCCAAUGGAAGGCACACUGGGGUGAUAAUGGAUGACUUCUCUUAUGGGUCAUCUGUAACCUACAAAUGUGACAGUGGUUUCCCGCCCACUGGAGAGGCCUCUAUUCACUGCACAACCAAGGACGGGCUAAACGGAGAGUGGAGUGCGCGUCCCCCUCGGUGUGGAGAGGUUAGUUGCCCAGCCCCACAGAUCCAGAAUGGAAGAAGAGUAUCUGGUGACAGACAUGUCUAUUGGUAUAAAGACAGUGUUACCUUUGAGUGCGAUCCCGGCUACACCAUGAAGGGUCACAGUCUGAGUCAGUGCCAAAUUGAUGACACGUGGGAUCCACCUUUGCCCGUCUGUGAGCCAGUGCUGCAGUGUCCCUCUCCUCCAGCCAUUGCCAACGGGAAGCCCAGUGGCUGGGACUUGGCAGUGUUCACCACUGGAAUGUCUGCAAAUUACAGCUGUGAGACCGGCUACUCCCUAACUGGGCAGGCAUCUAUUUAUUGUACGGUAUCCGGAACUUGGAGCCCUCUCCCCCCUCGGUGUGAAGAGGUUCUCUGCGUCGCCCCAGAAAUCCAACAUGGAAGAAAAGUAGCUGCACGUGGACCUGUCUAUAGACCCAGGGACACAGUUAGGUUUCAGUGUGAUCCUGGCUACACCCUGAAUGGCAGCCGUCAGAUUCAGUGCCAAGAUGAUAGAACGUGGGCUCCUCCAGUUCCAGUCUGCAUACAGGCGUUGCCGUGUCCCCCACCUCCGGUCAUUGUCAAAGGGAAGCACAAUGCCAAGCCAUUGGCAGCUUUCCCCAGUGGAACAUACGUGAACUACAGCUGUGAACCUGGCUACGCGCUCCAUGGAGAGGCUUCGAUCUAUUGUACCACAUCUGGAACUUGGAGCCACCCUUCUCCUCUAUGUGAAGAGAUCAGAUGUGCAUUCCCAGAAGUUCAAGGUGGCAAGAAGGCAGUAGCAGGAACUACAUAUCGAUUUGGAACGAAUGUUACUCUGGAAUGUGACAACGGUUAUGUGCUGGAAGGCAGCAGUCUGAUACAGUGCCAACAUGACUUUACCUGGGAUCCUCCUGUACCAGUCUGUAGAUCCAGUUCCUAUAACUUCAUCUCAGUAGUCCUCGGGAUCGUAGGUGGCGUACUGCUGCUUCUCCUGGUUACCAUCAUUAUCUGGAGGAUUAUGUCUAAGCAGAAUGCAGGCUAUUACUAUACACAUGAAAACAACAAGAACCAGAUGCCUUUAGCCCACAUAACUGAACAAAAAAUUUCAUUUGCACCAUAGCAGGCAGGAAACCACUUCUCGUCACGGUCAAGGAUUUUUGCCUGAAGAACAUGGAAGCAUUUCCUUCACUUUCUUUGUGGGUAGUUUACCUUCUUGCAACAAAGUUCCCUAGGGCCGGGGUGAAAGUAACUUACAGGACUUACUGGU
Molecule: messenger RNA, 2382 nt
Organism: Malaclemys terrapin pileata
Lineage: Eukaryota; Metazoa; Chordata; Testudines; Emydidae
Product: complement receptor type 2-like
Exons: 18
Coding region: 1-2235 (744 amino acids)
Biological process (GO): negative regulation of complement activation, classical pathway
Source: RefSeq, a predicted model, not a curated record